Messenger RNA from Saccoglossus kowalevskii, 1131 nucleotides. RefSeq names its product E3 ubiquitin-protein ligase TRIM56-like. The record is from RefSeq and is a predicted model, not a curated record. Lineage: Eukaryota; Metazoa; Hemichordata; Enteropneusta; Harrimaniidae.
AUGGCAGCAACGAGUCAAGAGAUUAAUGAGAAUUGCCUGACGUGUGUCAUCUGUCUAGACCGCUAUAUCAAGGCUAAAAUUCUGCCGUGUCAACAUUCUUUCUGCAAGCAGUGUUUGUGUGAUCUACUGGAUUCCCAGGAUUGGCGUUUACAGUGUCCAAGUUGUCAGCAAAUGUACGACAUCCCUUCUGGAAGUAUCGACGAACUCCCUUCAAGUACGUUUGUUAACCGUCUUGUGGACCUAAUAGAUGAACAGGAAAAACAAGUUUCUGGGGAAAUUUGUCGAGUAUGUUUCAAAAAUUGUGUAAUGAACAGGUGCAUUGACUGUACAAUAGAUCUGUGUGCGUUAUGCGCGGCAUCGCACAAAAUGAAACCUGACAUGUUUGAUCACCAAGUGCUCUCAACUGAGGAAUUUAUAGACUGUUUGACAAGAGACCCUUCCAUUGCACAACCGAUAGGACGGUGUCCGUCUCACAAUCAGCGAACUGACAUCUAUUGUAGAUCAUGUGCUAUUUCGUCCUGUUCGAAAUGUGCAAUUCUGAUUCAUCGCGAUCAUGAUCUGAGUGACAUACAGGAUGCUGCGAAUGACUUCCGUAUCAAGACAAGAAUAAGUUUACAUGAUGUCAAAGCUAAGGAACUUGACAUGCAGAACAGGAAGCGAUCUGCCAUUGAGCACUCUCGGUCCUUAUUAGAGGAAUACACAAGGCAACAGGUGUCUGUGAAAACACACUUCCAGAGAACUAUGGAUGCCUUUUAUCAAGAACUUAAAGAUAAAGAAGAGCUGGUCUUAAGCAGGUUAAAAUCUGAGUACCUACAGCUUGAUGAAAAAAUGAAAUCUGAGAUUGGUAAACUUAAUACUACAGAAGACCAGUUAUCGAAGACUGUUAUCUGUGUUGAUAAGAUAUUACAAUAUAGUAACGAUUCUCAGUUGAUGACAAAUAGCGAUGAAAUGACUCAUAGAAUUGGAAUGGUUAAAUUAAUGUUUAACAACGACAUGACAGUUGAUAAUAGUGAUGCCAAACUACCACAGUUUAUUCCCGGUGAAUUAACUCUGCAAGGUAGCUUUGGAACCUUGAAUAGUGAUGUCGAUAUAGGCGGGAACACCGAUCGUUUGAGAGACUCACUGGAUUAG